This is a messenger RNA of Chroicocephalus ridibundus (black-headed gull), 4063 nucleotides long. RefSeq names its product zinc finger and BTB domain containing 7C (gene ZBTB7C). Lineage: Eukaryota; Metazoa; Chordata; Aves; Charadriiformes; Laridae. The record is from RefSeq and is a predicted model, not a curated record. Gene Ontology annotation, molecular function: protein binding; RNA polymerase II cis-regulatory region sequence-specific DNA binding; DNA-binding transcription factor activity, RNA polymerase II-specific. The transcript has 5 exons. Gene Ontology annotation, biological process: regulation of transcription by RNA polymerase II. Bases 354 to 2171 code for a protein of 605 amino acids.
GGGCGGGACGGCGGGACGCCCCCUCACCCCCCCGCGGCCGGUGACACCCCCCCCCAUCCCCCCAACGGCGGAGGAUGGCGGGGGGGGGCAAGCCGAGGGGAGGGAGCGGGCUACCGACAUCCGGGCCCUUCGCUCGCCGCCGCCAGCCGCGGGUCAGCGCCGCCGCCGGACGGGCAGGCUCCAAGGCUGACCCUGCUGAGACCCCCUGAGAUACUGAACCCUAUGGGAGUGGAGACCACUUGACUGCACUCAGCACCUUUCAGGAUCAAGCCCUAGGAAAUGGUCAGGGGAGCAAAGGGAGCAUCGCCGGAGAUUUGAAACGAAAACAAGGGUACCGGGCACUAAAUGAGAAUAUGGCCAAUGGCAUUGAAGAUCUUAUCGGGAUCCCAUUCCCGAACCACAGCAGUGAAGUCUUAUGUGGCUUAAAUGAGCAGCGGCAUGACGGUCUCCUCUGCGAUGUCAUCCUCAUUGUCCAGGACCAGGAGUACCGGACCCAUCGGUCCGUCCUUGCUGCCUGCAGCAAGUACUUCAAAAAACUCUUCACUACCGGCACUUUAACAGACCAGCCCUAUGUUUACGAGAUUGACUUUGUCAAGCCUGAAGCACUUUCUGCCAUCCUCGAAUUUGCCUACACCUCAACCCUCACCAUCACCACCUCAAAUGUCAAGCACAUCCUCAGCGCUGCCAAGAUGCUGGAGAUCCAGUGCAUUAUCAAUGUAUGCCUUGAAAUCAUGGAGCCCGACAGAGAGGCGGAAGAGGAAGAUGACAAAGAGGACGAAGAUGAGGACGAAGACGAAGAUGAAGACGAGGAGGAAGAGGAGGAGGAGGAGGAAGUGGAAGAUUUUGUCAAUCAGGAGAACCUAACCGAUGUCCAAGAAGUAAGCUGUCACCAAAGCCCUUCUAAGUCUGAUCUUACCGAAGAAGCAUAUACAGAAGCGCCUAAAGACUUUCCAAAUCACUACCCAGCCAAUAACUCCUCUGGACACUUGGGUGUGAUACGAGACUUCUCCAUCGAGUCCUUGCUAAGGGAAAACUUGUACCCUAAGGCGAACAUCCCGGAAAGGAGGCCAGCUCUCCCUCCUUUCACCCCUAGCUUCUUCCCCCACCUAUGGAACGGCGAUUUUAGCUCUUUCUCCCAGCUCGAGGAGCCGCAAGUAGACAACGGCCCUUUGGAUCUGGUCAUCAAAAAGAGGAAGAUCAAGGAAGAGGAGGAGAAGGAAGACCUGCCUCCGCCUCCUUUCCCUAAUGACUUCUUCAAGGACAUGUUUACCAACAUGCCAGCAGCUCCCUUAGGGCAUAUUAAGGCGGAGACAGACUAUAGCGCUUAUCUCAAUUUCCUAAGUGCUACCCAGUUCGGAGGAGUUUUUCCCCCGUGGCCCCUGGAGGAAGAGAGGAAGAUAAAGCCCAAGGCGUCCCAGCAGUGUCCCAUCUGCAACAAAGUCAUCAUGGGAGCCGGCAAGCUGCCCAGGCACAUGAGGACCCACACGGGAGAGAAGCCGUAUAUGUGCAAUAUCUGUGAAGUCCGCUUUACCAGGCAGGACAAGCUCAAAAUCCACAUGCGGAAGCACACGGGGGAGCGGCCGUACCUCUGCAUCCACUGCAACGCCAAAUUCGUGCACAAUUACGACCUGAAGAACCACAUGCGCAUCCAUACGGGCGUCCGGCCCUACCAGUGCGAGUUCUGCUACAAGAGCUUCACCCGCUCCGACCACCUCCACCGCCACAUCAAACGCCAGAGCUGCCGGAUCGCGCGACCCCGGCGAGGACGCAAGCCGGCGGCGUGGAGGGCGGCCGGCUUGCUCUUCGCUCCUGGUGGUCCGCCGGUGGAGAAGAGCUUCAUGAUGCCACCGACGUUGGAAGAGAUGAGUGGCCACCUCGGUGGCACGGCCAUGUGCCUUCCGGGCCCCAGCCCCAAGCACUUUUUGAGCGGGGCCAAGACCACCUUCAGCCUGCAGGAGCUGGAGAGCCAGUUUGAAGAAACCCAGAUGAAGCUCCUCAGGCGAGCCCAGCUGGACAUGGAGAGGAACGCGGGCAUCUUCGCCUUCGCCCUGGGCCAUAAUGAAAACCUUGCUGCCCAGCCCUUCUUCCCCCUUCCCGAUCCUUGGAGCACGGGCUUCAGCGGCUUGGCGGGGCUCGGCCACAUGGCUCCCAUCUCGGAGGCGAGCAACUAAACCCGUGCCCGGUCCCACCAUGGGUCCGUUCCCUUCCCAACAGGGCAAACGGCCCCCUUGGGGUCCCUGCCUGCCCUUUUGCAUCGUUUGGCUCCCAAGAAGCUCUUCGUCCCCCCGCCACCAUGGCCUACGUGGGGCUUGGGGCACAGGGCCAUCCCUGGGAUGAGCGGGUGGGUGGGCGAGUGCUGCGCCCCAUGGCCACCGGCACUUUAGACUCUGCAAUGCACUUGGCUCUGGGGCUGUGGGGCACUCGCUACCCCAUCCAGCCACCCCACCACUCGUGGCUCCAUCUGGGAAGGCCAGGCCAGGACUGCUACUCUCUUCAAGACACCCGAAAACGUCACUUGCCUUCAUCCAGGGCAUGGCCAUCACCAUGAGAUGGCUCUUCUGGGGGACACGUUCCCCCUUUUCCACCCAUAGGGCCUUCUGGACACCAACAAGCCGUCCAGACUUGGUUUUGAUACGUUACAUUCCUUGGCCCUUUUGGUCAAAAGGACUUUUUUUUUUUUUUUUUUAAUUAAUUCCCAUGUCAGGCAACAAGAUUUGUUCUACAAGGGAUAAAGAGGAGGGCGAAGCAGCCACGUUGAGAGGAGGAGGAUCCCAGCCGUUGCCUUUCUCAGCGGUGUAUCAGAUUUGCAGGGCUGGUGAAAGCCCUGCUGUGCAGGAUGACUUGGGACCCUAAAAAAAAUAAAUAAAUUAAAAAAAAAAAAAAAAAGAGAUAGAAAAGCACCCCGGAGCAAAGCUGGGUGGAAAAAGGGGUUUUGGAAGGAUCGGAAAUGUUUCGAUGCUGAGGAGUUUUUGAACCCUUGCUUUGCGAAAAUAAACCACGUGGGAAAUUUGAAAUGAAAAAGUUGUUUCAGACCAAAGAGUCACGAUUCCCCGCUGCUGGCCAUUCUGAAAUUUCUGGGGUUUUGUCCUUAGUUCCCCCUGAAUACAUAUUUUAAUGACAAAAAAAUUUCAAAACGCUCGAGUGUCCCCAAAUCCGCCGUGUCGACGGGAAAAAAUUGGGUGUGCAGAUUUCCCUGCUGCCUGCCUUCCAGGGAUCUUUGUGGAUAACGAGCCCACAGAAGGUUUCUUGCAGAUGAGAUUGUCGGCUUGCAAGCAAGUAGAAAUACUAUUUCUUCACCAUUUCGUGGUUCAAAAGAUGAGGCCGUAACAUAUGAUGGGGUGCUCCAAGGCUGAAGAUUGCCCAUGGUGGCCACCAGGUCUGGGGUCCUCCCCAGUAUCCCUGCAGACCCUGAGCUGGCCACCCCUACGUAAUAUUUCUUUUGAGGCCAAAAAAAGUGGCAGAUUGGCUGGAAUUGCCCCAUUAGCCUCCUUCAGCCCCUAAAAACAUGAGCUGCUCUCAAGGAUAAAGGUUUUGGUGGCCACCUGCCUCCAACGGCUCUUCUUAGAUGUGGUGGGACCCCAGUUUCACCACUGGCUGAGACGGCUUAUGAUGGGUGCCCCAGGAAGCUGGUUUUACAUGAAACCAGCUCUUGAAAAUGUAAAUGUUACAAAUUAGGGCUUUUUCUUUCUCUUUUUACUGUUAACCUUUCAACGUCAGCAGAAUCAAAGGGAAUGAGAGGACCGUGGGGGUCAUUAAUUUUUCGGUUUGCCCAUCGAUGGUGCCGCUUUGAAGUGGUGGCUGGAUGAGGGUCUCCCCACCGGAGCACGGAGGGGACACAAGGGCUCCGGGAUCCACAGCCCCCCAUGAGGGCACGAAGGACUUCUAUUCUGAGACCAUCCAGAGCGGAACGAUCCCAAGGAACCGCCCCAACGCUCGCUUCCUCCUCCCAAAAGACAUCCGCAAGGACUCCGCGUGCAACAAGUCAAUGGAGAGGGGAAAAAAAAAAAAAAACAAAAAAAACCCAAAAAAAGAAAAACAAAGAAAAAAAAAGAAGACUUCUUAA